This is a messenger RNA of Onychomys torridus (southern grasshopper mouse), 1689 nucleotides long. RefSeq names its product carboxylesterase 1E-like. The coding region runs from base 1 to 1689 and encodes 562 amino acids. Gene Ontology annotation, cellular component: lipid droplet; endoplasmic reticulum. NCBI's taxonomy places the organism in Eukaryota, Metazoa, Chordata, Mammalia, Rodentia, Cricetidae. The record is from RefSeq and is a predicted model, not a curated record. The transcript has 14 exons. Gene Ontology annotation, molecular function: carboxylic ester hydrolase activity. Gene Ontology annotation, biological process: lipid catabolic process.
AUGUGCCUUUGUGCUCUGGUUCUGGUGUCUCUAUCAGCCUACAUGACAUUGGCAGGACACCCAUCCUCGCCACCCCUGGUGAACACUGUUCAUGGCAAAGUCCUGGGGAAGUACGUCAGCUUAGAAGGAUUCGCACAGCCUGUGGCCAUCUUCCUGGGCAUCCCUUUUGCCAAACCUCCUCUUGGAUCCCUGAGGUUUGCUCCUCCACAGCCUGCAGAGCCCUGGAGCUUUGUGAAGAAUGCCACCUCCUACCCUCCUAUGUGCUCCCAAGAUGCAGUGGGAGGGCAGAUGGUCCACGACCUCCUAACCAACAGAAAGGAGCGCAUUCCUCUUCAGUUUUCUGAAGACUGUCUCUACCUGAAUAUUUACACCCCUGCCGACUUGACAAGGAGCAGCAGGCUGCCGGUGAUGGUGUGGAUCCAUGGAGGAGGACUGAUAGUAGGUGGAGCAUCCACCUAUGAUGGACUGGCCCUCGCUGCACAUGAAAAUCUGGUGGUGGUGGCCAUUCAGUAUCGCCUAGGCAUCUGGGGAUUCCUCAGCACAGGGGAUGAACAUGGCCGGGGGAACUGGGGUCACUUGGACCAGGUGGUUGCACUGCGCUGGGUCCAGGACAACAUUGCCAACUUUGGAGGUGACCCGGGCUCUGUGACCAUCUUUGGAGAGUCAGCAGGAAGUGAAAGUGUCUCUGUUCUUGUGUUGUCUCCUCUGGCCAAGAACCUCUUCCACAGGGCCAUUUCUGAGAGUGGUGUGAUCUUCACUUCUGGUUUAUUUAUGGAGAAUACCACUUCACUGACUGAAAAAGUUGCUGUUAUUGCUGGGUGCAAAACCACCACAUCAGCUGUCAUUGUUCACUGCCUGCGCCAGAAGACUGAGGACGAGCUCUUGGAAGUCACGCAGAAAAUGAACUUCUUUAAGCUUGAUUUGCAAGGCGAUAUCAAAAAGCACUACCCCUUUACGCCAACUGUGCUUGAUGGGGUGCUGCUGCCCAAGGCCCCAGAAGAGAUUCUGACCAAGAAGAAUGUGAACACUGUGCCCUUCUUAGUGGGGAUCAACAAGCAAGAAUUUGGCUGGAUGCUGCCAAUUCUAAUGGAAUUUCCACCAACUGACGUAAAACUGGAUAAGAAGAUGGUCACAUCGCUCCUGAUAAAGUCUGCUUAUUUCUUUAACAUACCAGAAGAUGGGAUUCCAGCUGCCAUUGAGAAGUAUUCAAUAGACACAGAUGACCCAGUCAGAAAUAGAGCCCUGUUGCAAAAGUUGAUUGGGGAUGUGAUGUUUGGUGUACCAUCUGUGAUUGUGUCUCGUGGCCACAGAGAUGCUGGAGCCCCCACCUACAUGUACGAAUUUCAAUAUCAUCCAAGCUUCUCAUCAGAUUUGAAACCCAAGACCGUGAUUGGAGACCAUGGAGAUGAAGUCUACUCAGUCUUUGGUGCCCCAAUCUUAAGAGAAGGUGCCUCAGAGGAGGAGACCAACCUCAGCAAGAUGGUGAUGAAAUUCUGGGCCAACUUUGCUCGGAGUGGAAACCCCAAUGGGAAUGGGCUGCCCUAUUGGCCAGAGUAUGACCAGAAGGAAGGGUACCUGCAGAUUGGAACCACCACCCAGCAAGCCUGGAGACUGAAAGAUAAGGAAGUGGCUUUCUGGACUGAACUCAGGUCCAAGAAGCCAUCACAGAAAGUACACACUGAGCUAUGA